This is a messenger RNA of Penicillium subrubescens, 1410 nucleotides long. RefSeq names its product Spo7-like protein. Lineage: Eukaryota; Fungi; Ascomycota; Eurotiomycetes; Eurotiales; Aspergillaceae. Gene Ontology annotation, cellular component: Nem1-Spo7 phosphatase complex. Gene Ontology annotation, molecular function: protein phosphatase regulator activity; phosphoprotein phosphatase activity. The record is from RefSeq and is a predicted model, not a curated record. The transcript has a single exon. The coding region runs from base 1 to 1410 and encodes 469 amino acids. Gene Ontology annotation, biological process: nuclear envelope organization.
AUGACUUCAUCCUUGGACCAGCUCGUCAAGGGCGCUCCGGUGUCCGCAGCCCGCGCGCCCACGCCAGAGCCGUUGAAUCCCACCCGACCACCAACAACAACUUCAGGUUCCUCGUCUCCGCAAAGACCCUCAACACCAGAUCCUCUAGCCACUCUACCUUCCUCUCCACCUCAGAUCUAUCUGAAUCUAUUGAUUCUUGAAGCUUCACUUCGUGCGCAAUACCUCGCCCUGCGCGAGCGUCGCCGCCAAAACACCUUCUUCCUGCUGCUCCUUGCAGCUUGGAUCGCCUACUUCGCAUAUGCAUUGUUCCUGCGUCCCCGCGAGGAUGGACGCGGUGUCGGUGGCUCGGUAUAUUGGGUGGUUGAAAUGGGAGAGAAAGUCGCUCUUCUCGGUGGGGUAGUGACGGCCCUGCUAGUUUGGGGAACAGGUCAAUGGGAGCGCGGAAUUCGCUGGCCCCGUCGAUGGCUCGCAGUCGCUAACCGCGGCCUGCGCGUUAUGAACACCAAGAUCAUCGUGAUCCGCGGACCAUGGUGGCAAGAGAUGCUAUCCUAUGUCUCCUUCCUGUUCCCGUUCUCCACGCCAUUCUUCCCUUCUCCAUCAGGCAAUUUCCACCUCGUCGAGCGUCACCUUUCCGAUAAGCAGCGUAGUCGGCAGCACUACCAGCAAUACUAUAACGGCGGUGAUAGCGAGUCUGGCCUAAUAGAGGAAGACCUCAGUGCCGGUGGUGACUACAUCCGCCUACUUUUGCUACCCAAAUCGUUCUCACCCGAGUUCCGUGAGAACUGGGACGACUAUCGCACCGACUUCUGGGAGAAAGAGAACGAGCGCCGAACUCAGCUGCGUCACAAACUGCGCGAGCGCGAGCGCCAGCUUGCUCAGGCUGAAGGCGGCUGGUUUUGGCGACUUGGAUUCGGCUGGCGCGCCUCGCAGCGCCGCCGCCUGGUGUCAGCUACCCUCCACAAGCCUCUCGAGUCGGAGCCCAGAUUCCGGUUUGGCGCCCACCAUCAUCAGCAUGCCCCUUCAGUUUCAUCAAAGCUCAAUCAGGAACACCGUGCACCUUCUGGUCGCCGCAACACCCGAUCCGAAUCAUCUCACUCUCGGACCUCCUCGCGCAGCUCUACCCCAAUCGAUGUUGAGGACCGAGCUCCCUCUCGCUCGUCUGGAACUGGCCGUCCGCGUCGCGGAAGUACCACUCCGUCGAUCUCAGGCCCAGAAACGAGUCCUCAACAACGGAAGCGCAAAGGUUCCAAAUCACUACGUCGUGGGCUAUCGCCUCUCACGCAAGCUCAAAUUAGGGAAGGUGUUCGCACGCCAUCUUUCUCGUCGGACGAUUCUGGUAUAUUGCCAAUGGGGGAGAAGGAUAAAGAGCCUAUUCCUACUUCUGUACCUGACCCGACUCCCGCAGUUUAG